CAAAACUACUUUAUCUGAAAACAAAAAGAAGCUCUAAAACAAACAACAUGUCAAUUGUAAAGCUGCAGUCGUCUGAUGGUAAAACGAUGGAAGUUGACUUCGACAUCAUCACGAGAUGCUCAGGAACAAUAAAAAGGUUUUUGGACGACUGGGAGGAUGCCGCACUGCCGUUGGAGAAUAUAAAUUCAGAUAUUUUGACAAUGGUGAUAGAGUGGGCAGAAUUCCAUUUCAAGCCGGAUGCGAGUGAAAAAGAUAUACACCGAUGGCGACAAACUUUCGUCAGCCAGAACCAUGUUGCGCUCUUUAGUCUAAUAAAGGCCGCCAACUAUCUGGACAUCGAGAGUCUACACGAUGUGACUUGCAAGACCGUGGCAUACAUGAUUCGAGGCAAAACACCCGAGGAAAUGCGCAGAAUUCUCCACAUCGAGGAUGACUACAAAAAUCUUUCUGAUGAGAGCAUGAACGCAUUGCAAUUCCAUAAUAUAUAACAACCAAUAUCGCAAAA
Molecule: messenger RNA, 505 nt
Organism: Drosophila subobscura
Lineage: Eukaryota; Metazoa; Arthropoda; Insecta; Diptera; Drosophilidae
Product: S-phase kinase-associated protein 1-like
Exons: 1
Coding region: 48-488 (146 amino acids)
Biological process (GO): SCF-dependent proteasomal ubiquitin-dependent protein catabolic process
Cellular component (GO): nucleus; cytoplasm
Molecular function (GO): cullin family protein binding
Source: RefSeq, a predicted model, not a curated record